Messenger RNA from Chanos chanos (milkfish), 1299 nucleotides. It is a transcript of the gene mob3a, whose product is annotated as MOB kinase activator 3A. Lineage: Eukaryota; Metazoa; Chordata; Actinopteri; Gonorynchiformes; Chanidae. The record is from RefSeq and is a predicted model, not a curated record. The transcript is spliced from 4 exons. The coding region runs from base 298 to 948 and encodes 216 amino acids.
AUAACUGUUAUUUCCGAAUACCUAUAGGUGUAUGUACAGAUACGACGGUUUGUAAAAAUCAUCAAGUAGUAAGUAACUGCGUCGUUCGCAACGAACUGCACGAAGCAACAGUUAAGCAGAGGUGUACGACGAAGGAGGAUUACUCGCUCACUUCAAGUCGACGACCGAAAAUAGCUACAAGUGAUAUUAAAAGGGCCCCAUAGCAACAACCUCUUUGUUGCUGUUUGUUUUUAUCCCUUGAUCCUUGGUAUCAACACAGUAAGUAAUCAACCGAAAUCAACACUGCCCCUGGCAACUAUGUCCCAAGCCCUGAAACAAGUCUUCAACAAGGAUAGGACAUUCCGGCCGAAGCGCAAGUUUGAGCCUGGAACUCAGCGUUUUGAACUGCACAAGAAGGCCCAGGCGUCGCUUAACGCCGGCCUGGACCUGAAGCAGGCCGUUCAGCUCCCCCAUGGCGAAGAUCUCAACGACUGGGUGGCCGUACAUGUGGUCGACUUCUUCAACCGCAUCAACCUCAUCUACGGCACCAUCAGCGACUCCUGCACCGACCAGUCCUGUCCCAUAAUGUCAGGCGGACCCAAAUACGAGUACCGCUGGCAAGACGAGCACAAAUACAAAAAACCCACUGCUCUCUCCGCCCCCAAGUACAUGAACCUGCUAAUGGACUGGAUCGAAGUUCAAAUCAACAAUGAAGACAUCUUCCCCACUAACGUCGGUACUCCUUUUCCCAAGACCUUCAUGCAAGUUGCAAAGAAGAUACUGUCUCGUUUGUUCCGUGUCUUUGUCCACGUCUACAUUCACCACUUUGACCGCGUGAGUCAGAUGGGAGCAGAGGCUCACGUCAACACCUGUUACAAGCAUUUCUACUACUUCGUAAAGGAAUUCAACCUCAUAGACCACAAAGAGCUGGAACCACUUAAGGAAAUGACAUCACGGAUGUGUCACUGAAAUGGAAGACCACUGACCACAUCCCCCAAGCAGAACAAGAGAACCAUCCGAAAAGAAACAUAGAAGAUAGAGGGAUAAAAAUAAAUUCAAAGACUAUAUUUUUAUACACAUUAAAAGUACUGUAAUAUUCUAUUUAGCAGGAAGAAUGCUAUACUUCCUUUACUUUAUUAAUGUGUAGGCCUUUGAGAAUUUUAUCAAAAUUCAGUAUUAAGUAAUCAUGUUUUGUACUUUCAAAUUUGCUCCUGAAUCAUUCCUGUGUUUUUGUUUUACCAUUCCUAUCCAAAGUUUUGAAUUAUGUAUGUGUAUAUUUAUGUAUGUCGCAGAGACAUUAAAUGUACUUUGACUCACCAA